CAACACCUAUAAACUUCAACAACGGGAGUACGGGACAACACCAACUGCGCGCCUGGUUAUAUUACCCUUCCUCACCAUUAUCAAAAUCCGGCGGCCGGUCUGUCCAUUUAAUGGCAACAUUCCGGUUGAUGACGAUUCUCCGAUGUGCCUUGUUUCUGGCACUGCUUUUCUGCUCCGGGAUUCACGUGUCGCAGCAGAGGCCACUGAACGAUCCGCACUUUCUGCAGCCCACCACCGUCACGUCAUCCACCAACCCCUCCCAUGACGUCCUCCCAAAACUAAACAACGUCCGUCAUGCCCCACCACCUUCCGGUGAUGACGUCAGCUCCGCCGCCGCAGCUUCUCUUGACGGCGACAAUCCCGGCCACAGUCCGGGCGUCGGCCACGGUGUUCAGUCUGACACCCGCGUUGGCCCACAUGCUUAAUUGGAGCAUGUUAAUUAAUUACUAUUGUGUACGUACGUGCAAAUUAAUUAUCUGUUUAGUAUCUAUUCUUUAUCAUAAUUAAUUAAUCAUCUAAGGAUUGUAUGCUUUCAUGCAUGCAUGAAAUAGAUGAAACGAAUUAAAUUUAGCUACAUAAGUCUCAUUUAAUUACGUGGUCGCGUCAGUAUUAUAUUAGGUGCACUGUUCUAUAUAUCAUUCGUAUGUUGUCUUUUUAAUUAGAUUUAUUUUAUUUUAUUUAGUUUAUUUUAUUUAGUUUAUUGAAAAGAAUUGUUGAGGGUUGGUUAUCGCCCAAGCUAAUUAAGUGUCCAAUAAAGCAGUAAUUAAUUAAGUA
Messenger RNA from Cuscuta epithymum, 774 nucleotides. NCBI's taxonomy places the organism in Eukaryota, Viridiplantae, Streptophyta, Magnoliopsida, Solanales, Convolvulaceae. The record is from the annotation of a GenBank genome assembly.